CUAUGAUGUGAUGACAGUCGUACGUCGUAUCCUAAAAUGUAAAUACCUAAAAAACAUAUUGAUCUUUUAUGAAAAACUACGUGAAAUACAGUUGUGCAUAUCAUAAUCUUUAUUGUGAAUUUCAAUAGUUGUCUACGUCGUAGCUACGGUGAUAGCUACAGCGUUACAGUCCCCCGUGACAAUCGUAGCGUGACGCCCGUGUAGCACGCUAACUGAAACUCAAUAUUACAAAAUUUUUCAAACGUCACUCGCUUGAUAAAGCUCGAAUGUAAAUUUUAUGAAUAGAAAAUGUUGAUUUCGCGAAAUAAUAAGUUAUUUUAUUGUAUAACAAGUUAGAGUGAUUACUUUUAAUAUCGACGGUGCAAUGAGCGACAGGGGCGCCAGACGCGGCGCCGGCGCACCAUUCUACGCACCACCACGCCGCAAGACCUCUGCUGAAAUUAUUAGUGAAGCUCGAGCAGCUUUAUACGGAGAAAUGAGCGGCAGCGGCAGCGGAUCGGGCGGCGCGCUUCGUCCGCUGCGCACGCGGCGACCGUUCACGCCGCGCGAGCCGCAGCGAACGCUGUUUACGGAGCGAGCACGCAACACGGACCCCAGGCCACCGAGCGCUUUCGACUUGAAGUACCUGAGCUUGUCGGAAAGCACGGAAGAGAUUACGACUGCAAUGCUCGGAGCGCGCAUGUCCAGUCUUGAUGAGGAGAAACUGAACAGUAUCCUCAUGAUGGAACCACAGAACAACGCGAGGAAGAAAACCAAUUCUAGGAAUUCGCAACCAAAACUAAUCCAAGACCGUUCCGGUGACGGCUGGAGCGGUUUCGCCAAGUUACCGCAUUUGAGUGGGCGAAGUAAGCCAUUGCAUCGGAGGAACACCACGGGACAAGGAACUGACGAAUUGAAGAUUGGGUCAGACCUUGCGCAGGCGAUAUCAGUGAGUCGGCCUCUCGGCGGAACGGAUGGAGAUGAUGUUUUUGGUGAUCACAUCAUCGACGACAAUCCGAGAAAAUCUCUCAGUCCUGACACUAACACGAAGAAGAAAAGCUUUGCGCUCAACAAAUCGAUGUCAUACGACUCUGGACACAAAAACGUAUCAGGAGACCUGGCUGUUAAGCAUUUGGCUGUCCAGAUACCGAACACUUCUUCAAAAGAUUUUGAUAGCACAAGCAUCCUCGAAUUAUCGGAGGUGCUGUCAGAACGGAAACAACCCGUAGAACGGACUGUACUCCUCCUAGAAGCUCUGCAGAAGGUCCUGGAGAAGUCCACGCCAGCCAGCAGCCUCAGAGAUCUGGUGCUGAGGUCCUUGUACGCGCACAUCGAUUGCGACGAUGAAAGAGUCCUUGUGGCGAUCGCAAGAGCAAUGCUUACGAUGCGUGUCACUGGGACACAUUUGGCAGCGGCUUGUAAGCUAGUCUUCAAAAUUGCAAGAAACGAUAAGAACGACCACUUUUUCAAGAACACCAACUUACUCGACUUGUUGGUGGAAGGGUGUGGUCGAGCAGACCCGCUGGCUGAAGGCGAGUGCUGCGUGUACGGGGCGGGUGCGCUCAGGUUCCUAGCGCUCGAGCCCAGUCUGUGUGCACUCGCGCAUAAAGCCGGCGCCCUUCACCUUGCGGCACUCCACCUCAAGAUACUUAACAACGCUAAAGCAGAGAAUCCCCGCGCUGUUACCGACCAGUCUACGCACGCUUUGUACCAAUUGACGGGGGCUCUUCGGAACCUCGCUGGGGAGGAGAAGGAGGCCCCGACGUUUGUCGUGAGCGGGGCUUUGAGCGAACUGGUCUCUGCGCUACUGCAUCACACUGACAGGGAUGUGCUUACAAACGUCGCACGGUGUCUUAGCGUGCUAUCAGCCGAGGAAACGUGUUGCGCGUGGUUAUGCGCGUCUCCCGUGAGUGCGCAUUCGUUAUUGCGCGCGCUGGCGGCGUGCGCGGCCAGGGCGCCUUUAGCAGUACGCCUCACGUAUACUCUUGGCAAUAUGGCCGCCGCCGACGAGCAGGCCAGGAUAAAUAUAUAUAGUGAAGACGGCGGUGUGGACGUGUUACUGACCAUACUGGAACUGUAUACGAAGAGAAAUGAUGAGGCCAACGCUGAAACUGAUCCUGACCUGCAUUUGAUCGGUACCGAUUUGGGUGGUUCCGAUGGCUCCAACGAAGACGUGCUAAUAAAGACUGUGCGUGUAGUAGCAAACUUGUGCCUUUGCGAGCGCGCGGGAAGAGGGCUGGCACGGGAGCACGUGGAGCGCGCCGUCCAAGCAUUGCUGGCGUGCCUACAACUAGCCACUGAUGAUGUUCAAUUAACUGAACCAACCGAUGAGCAGUCAAGUUUCGUGGAAAGGCGCGAGGAGCUGGCGACCGCGGCGCUGGCGACGCUCAACAACAUUACCUUCUACCGGGAACCGCCCGACCCGCCUGAUCCGUUGCACCAGCUACUCGACCAACUUUGUAAAGCGACAUGCCGUCAGCUGCGCGGGUCGGGCCCGGCGGCAUGCGAGGCGGUGCGCGCGCUCGGCAACCUAUCACGCGGUGCGCGCUCCGCUCAGUUCAUCGUGCUGGAGGGCGCAUUAGAUGCGCUCGUGCCCUUCCUGGAACACGAGGACGAAACCGUCCGUUGUGCGGCCGCGGGCGUGCUUGUAAACGUGUGCGGCGCGGGCAGCCAAUGCGGUGCGGCUGCCACGCUGGCGGCGCGAGCGCUGGCGGCCGCCGCGCGUUCCGCGGACGCUCCCUCCGCUGCGCUGUUGGCUCGCGCGCUAUGGAACGCGCAUGCGCAUGCGCCGCUACCGCCAACUUGCGCGCACCAAGCGGCCGCCGCGUUGUCAGCCUUCAUCGACGAUGAAUCCGUUUUCGCGGCGUGCGAGGCUCUCCGCAUGGGCGACCGCCGUGCCAGCGACCCCGCCCUCUUCAAACACAACGUACACUUUGACAUACACCACCACAAUAAUAACAACAAUCAUCCCGGAGACAAAAGACAACUGAAACACUUUAUAAGAGCGAACAGUGUGGACCGGGAAUUGAACAUAGAGCAUUCCGAUGAAGAGACGGACGAUGCUGGGCAUUCAGGUGAAGACUUGGGCUUCGAGGAGGGGGAAGGGGAGGAGGAAUGUGACUGCGGACCUUGCACCAGGCUCGCUGCAUGGGAGGAACUGGUUGGAGUAGCUAUACCACUAUUGGAGAAACUGCGGCCUCCAAGAGCGGAUGCGUCUGUAGGCACUGACUAAAGAUUAACCUAUCAAAUACGUAUACCGCUUUUGGCGGAGCUAGAUAGCAUUGGUCUACGGGCUUCGCUUGUAAUUUCUCGACGUCUCCAAACCUCUCUACUUCCCUACUUGAGAAGCUGAGCCUUCGAAAGCAGAGACCUGUUAGCUCAAACAAAAAAAAUAAUAAUCAAACGACUAAAGGUGCUGAAUCAUCAGGUUUCAACGAGGCUCGAUCAUGCACCAGGCUCGCAGCAUGGCAGGAACUCGUCGGUCGGUGUCGCUAUACCACUGCUGGAGAAACUUCUCUGUGGCGGUGGUGGUAACUUGGUAGGGAGCUGUAAUCUGCGGGCUAUGCUUGUAAUUUAUCGGAGUCUUAAUACCUCUAGCUCUCUACUUAAGAAACGCGCCAUCAGAGAGCGGACGCCCCUGUGGGCACAAACAAGAAAUUAUCAAUUCAAACAAUUUCAAAUGCAUGAAUAUGAAGAUCUGAGCUUCGUGGAGGGAAUGAGGAUGUGGAUGUGGUCUUUGAGAGCUAAUAUCUUUGUUGGGCACAAACACGAAGUAUUUCGUGUUUGUGUCAAAAAAAGAAGGAGAGAAAAUAGGAUGGUGGAAAUGAGUCUAGUCGACUUUCUGAUUGAUCUCGUUGCUAUCAUUUUAUAAUUAUAUUAGUCAAUUUGAAAAUAGGUUACUUUGUAUCAAGAAAAAUAUAUCAAACGUUUAUAAUACCUAUAAAACAAAUGACUGAGAAUUCUUGUCUCUGUUCAGAUGAAAUUUAUGGUGAAAUCAGGUAAUUAAGUCCAUAAGUAUGUAGUCUGUAAAUAAAUGUUGCUGCUGAAUUGUGAUUGUGUCGCUUAAUACAUAUUAAUUAUAACUUAUUAUGUUUACGUGAAAUUGUAUAAUUAUGUUUCGUUCAGUAUCAUUGCGACUAUGGAACACUAUAUUAAUAUAACAUUUCGUAUUUACUAUAAAACUUUUAUUAAAAAAAAUGC
This is a messenger RNA of Chilo suppressalis (striped riceborer), 4179 nucleotides long. The record is from the annotation of a GenBank genome assembly. Lineage: Eukaryota; Metazoa; Arthropoda; Insecta; Lepidoptera; Crambidae.